AAACUACGCGAGGCGGCAUUCGCUGUUUCCCUUCAGUGUGGGCGGGACAUACCCGAUUUGAAAGCCAAUCACGGCGCGGAAUUUACAAGCCGCCCUAAAUUGGAGGAAGCUGAUUGGCUGUUCGUACAAACACAGACUGGCGUAUUCCCUGUUACUUUAUUGAGCCAUUAAAAUCCUUCUGCACUCAACUAUUGUGGCCUAGUUGCCUUAGCAACGUCGGGAAGCCACUUUUUUUGAAUAUAUAUUUAUUGCUGGACAACAUGGGCUUUUAUGUACGAAGGCAACACUUAUCAACACCUAGUGGCAGGUAACAGUUUCCAUGGCAACGUGCUUACAGGCAACAUGGAGUUCCUACAGUGGAGUUGUCAUGAUGUUGGAAGAUGGAUUGAGUCUUUAGGAUUUCCACAAUACAGAGCAUGUUUCACGGAGAACCUCAUCACCGGAAGAAAGCUCAUUUAUGUAAAUUGUGUCUACUUGCCAAGACUUGGAAUCACAGAUUUUAAAGACAUGCAGGUCAUCUCUGCUCGUGUGCGCGAGCUGCUGGGGAUCACAGAGACCCUGUGGAGUCGCAGCAUCGCUGACCCUCCACGGGACAGCAUGGGCCUGUUCCUGGAGAAAAAGAGCCGGACUGGAGAACGGGCAGACAGACUCACCUUCCAGCAGUUCCUGGAUAGCAUGCGUGUUUUAACCUGACUGAAAAGCCAAAUGGAGUCACUCCUGGUUUAUCUGAUAGUCCUCGGUGUGGCUGUGAAGGCCCACAAAGUUCAGGUCUGCCCCAAACGCUGCGUCUGCCAGAUGCUUAACCCCAACCUGGCGACUUUGUGCGACAAAAAGGGGCUUCUCUUUGUGCCCCCAAACAUCGACAGGCACACGGUGGAGAUGCGUCUUGGGGAUAACUUUGUAACCAGCAUCAAACGCAAAGACUUUGCCAACAUGACCAAGCUGGUGGACCUCACGCUCUCUAGGAAUACUAUUGGCGCUAUCACGCCUCAUGCUUUCAAAGAUCUGGAGAACCUACGAGCUCUUCACCUCGAUAGCAACCGGCUAAGCCGCAUCACCAACGACACCUUCAGCGGCAUGUCCAAGCUGCACCACCUCAUCCUCAACAACAACCAGCUCACCCACAUCCAUAUUGGGGCCUUUAAUGAUCUGACAGCGCUGGAAGAGCUGGACUUAUCCUACAACAACUUGGAAAGUGCGCCAUGGGUGGCCAUUCAGAGGAUGUCCAAUCUCCACACCCUCAAUUUGGACCACAACAUGCUUAGCUACAUCCCAGAGGGCACCUUCUCUGGCCUGCAGAAGCUAAAGAGGUUGGACGUGACUUCGAACAAGCUCCAGAAGCUUCCUCCUGACCCUAUUUUUCAGAGAGCUGGGGUCCUGGCCACCUCUGGGAUAAUGGGCCCUUCCUCGUUCGCGUUGAGCUUCGGAGGGAAUCCACUGAGGUGUAACUGUGAACUGCUCUGGCUUCGGAGGUUGCGGAGGGAGGAUGAUCUGGAGACCUGUGCCUCACCGCAGCACCUCGCCGGACGCUAUUUCUGGACUGUUUCAGAGGAAGAGUUCCUGUGUGAGCCUCCUCUCAUCACCAGGCACUCUCAGGAGCUGCGAGCUUUGGAGGGUCAGAGUGUGACUCUGCGCUGUAAGGCCAGGGGCGACCCUGACCCCAUAAUCCACUGGAUCGCCCCCGACGGACGCCUUAUGUCCAACUCCUCCAGGGCUGCGGUCCACACAGACGGCACGCUGGACAUUCUCAUCAGCACUGUCAAGGACUCCGGUUCCUUCACCUGCGUGGCCUCCAACCCGGCAGGCGAGGCCCAGCAGACGGUGGAUCUGGUCAUUGCUAAACUCCCUCAUAUCACCAACAACACAGUCGCAGAGCGGGAGCCUGACCCCGGAUUAUCAGAUAUCGCCACAGUGACCAAGACGGGGGCAGAAGGGGGAGGGUUGCCUCUGGGGAAUGCAAAGACGAGCCAGGAGAAGAAAGUAGUAAUUGCUGAGACCACAUCCACCUCGGCCCUGGUCAGGUUUAACUUCCAGAGGAGUAUUCCUGGAAUACGCAUGUUCCAGAUCCAAUAUAACGGCACCUAUGACGAUUCACUGGUUUACAGAAUGAUACCCCCGACCAGUAAGAGCAUCCUGGUAAACAACCUGGCGGCUGGUACAAACUAUGACCUGUGUGUGCUGGCCAUUUAUGAUGACCAGGUUACCUCGCUGACCGCCACCAGAGUGAUAGGUUGUGUCCACUUCACCACAGAGCCUCAGUACCUGAGAUGCCAUUUCAUGCAGUCCCAGUUUCUUGGCGGCACCAUUGUGGUUAUCAUUGGAGGGAUUAUCGUGGCCUCCGUGCUCGCUUUUAUCAUCUUCCUCAUUGUGCGCUACCGGGUGUGUAACCAAGGAGAUGCAGAUAAGGCUCUAGAGAUGGGCGACAUUCGGUCACUGAGCAGUGAUGGACAGCUACAGGGCUGUGGGAUUCCCAAGUCCCUCUCCAAGCAGGUCCUGCGUCCAGAAAAGAAUGACAAGGACUCCCUCAGAGUUGUCCUUCCACCCCCGGAGCCAGCCAAGCAGCGCCCGCCAGUCGUUGUAGCCACCACCAAACCCUCCGUCCCAGACUGCACUGUCUCUACCUCUGCUGCCAGCCACAGCUGGCACCCGGCCUCCCCAGGUGCUCCGAGGCCCAAACGUUCCAGUGCUCCACCAAAACCCUCAGAGGCUCGCCGAGCUGAAGCUCAGGCCGAUGUAGAGCUCGAUAACAUGAACCAGAAUAACUCAUCAGAGGUCAAAAUGGCCACUGCCGUUGCUCUGGCUGUUCCUGGCCAGCCCACCAAAUGGACUACUGUUCCCAGGGGUCCACGGCCACACCAGGCCCCUCAGCAUUACAUGACUGUGCCUGCAGGAGGAGUGAGGGUGAACCGCAGGCACUCCCUUAAUGCAGACUCAUAUAGGGAGCGCUGCUAUGUGGCCUAUCCCAAAACUGGGGCCAGUCUGCGCUCCAAGCGGAGCUUGUCAAUGAGCGGAGAGCUGCCGCAGCUCGAGAGCACAGCAAACAUUCACCAGGCCAGGGACAAGCUCUCCAGGUCUGAGUGGCUUCUGGAGAGCACUUUAUGAUUUGGAGUUUAUGACCUGCGUUCUCUUGUUUUCUUGGAUUGGAUUUGUGGCCCGUUGUGAAACAGACAGGGAUUUUAUGCCUUGUUUUGAGCUUUUGUGCUCUCUAUCGAGGGACCUGUAAACUUCCUCUCAUAUAUUUGGGGGCAAGGCAGGCAUACAGGGUUAUGGGAAACGUUUCACAUUUGUUUUCUACCUUAUAACCAAUCAAAGUCUUCUUUAUAAUGACAUUUGAUCAAACUUUGAUGAAAGGCACAACAAUGUAUAAAAUAACAACAAAAUGUACAAAAAUGUUUAGUUGUGUGAGAUACUGUAAAUCUACAACACAACCAUAAGUGUUCAUGUGGUAUUGAAUGCAGUAACCUGGACAUACUGUAUUAUAACAAAGACAGACACACGCAGGGGGUGGGGUUAUUAUACUCACAGUCUCAUUGCCUGUUACUUAACAUGAUACAAUCUCUGUAGACUUUGAACAUGAUUCUUGUCUCCAGCUCUACAGACAGACGGUGACGUGUCUUAAUUACCUUGGCGGUGGUUUGGAGAGAUUACGAAUGUGCUUUACAUCCCCAGAGGUGUUGGAACAGAAUGUAGUAGACAGACAACGCUCCAUCUUUUCAUCCCGACACUCCCAGACACAGCACAAUGCAGUAUUUUUGUGGCACAAGUCGACUCAGCCUAAUACUGCCCUCCGGUUUGAAUCAAUACAUUUUUAUCACAUAAUUACAUAAAGACUCAACUCUGAUAGGAUUCCUGUCGUGACUGAUUUGAGCGACAAUUGAACCAACACCAACAGCAUGACAGGUGCGGGAAGUAAUCUGAUAUUACGUGAGGAUGAGAUCCAGAGGAAUGGUUCAUUUCCAUAUUUUUUACUUACUGACGUUAUCAUGUCACGCCGAUGACAGCCAUUGUAAAUUAACUUGUCAAUGUAAGAGAAACAAUAAUCACAAGUAUGAGAGGACGUCAGCUCUUGAUUUUGCUGUUGUUUCUGUUUGAUGUUUACCAGUAUAAAUAAACCAGUGAUAAAAGGGA
This is a messenger RNA of Dicentrarchus labrax (European seabass), 4128 nucleotides long. It is a transcript of the gene lrfn5b, whose product is annotated as leucine rich repeat and fibronectin type III domain containing 5b. The record is from RefSeq and is a predicted model, not a curated record. The transcript is spliced from 8 exons. Bases 706 to 3102 code for a protein of 798 amino acids. Gene Ontology annotation, molecular function: protein binding. Lineage: Eukaryota; Metazoa; Chordata; Actinopteri; Moronidae.